Messenger RNA from Austrofundulus limnaeus, 3846 nucleotides. It is a transcript of the gene nr1d1, whose product is annotated as nuclear receptor subfamily 1, group d, member 1. Lineage: Eukaryota; Metazoa; Chordata; Actinopteri; Cyprinodontiformes; Rivulidae. Gene Ontology annotation, biological process: negative regulation of transcription by RNA polymerase II; cell differentiation; positive regulation of transcription by RNA polymerase II. The record is from RefSeq and is a predicted model, not a curated record. Bases 1378 to 3090 code for a protein of 570 amino acids. Gene Ontology annotation, molecular function: zinc ion binding; nuclear receptor activity; RNA polymerase II cis-regulatory region sequence-specific DNA binding. The transcript has 8 exons.
GAAAGGUCAGUUGUACAUCUUAUGGAAAAAAAUGGAAAAUUUUUAUGAAGGUUUUAUUGGAAAAUACAUGUUAACAUGCACUAAAAUUCAAUAUAACAGAGUAUUAAAGGCUGUUCCUCCUGCUGUGAUUCUGCAAAUUAAAAGGUAUAAUAAUAACAUAAUCAGCAAUAACUCUUAAAGAACCAUCGUUGAUUAUUAAUGGAUGUGACUUUAUAGAUAGAAAAAGUGCAAUAACUAAUUUAUAAGAAAUAUUCUGACUUGUAUUGCUUUCCCAUCAACACUAAGGGGAAAGUAUUUGUUUAAAAAAUAUGAUACCUCUGUAAAAAUUAGAACCAAAUAUCUUUCCUUUCCACUCCCACAAAAAGUAAAAGAAGUACAUUUCAAACUAAUAUAUGAUAUAUAUCUUUGUAACAACUUCUUACAAAAGAAAUUCAACACAAACUGCAGCUCCUGUGUGUUCUGUGAAUCAGAUCCUGAGACUGCAGAACAACUCUUUAUUGUUGUAAUGAUAAAAACAUUUUCUGAAAAAACUUUCAAGACUGGAUCCUGGAUAAAAAAAUAUAUUAAACCUCUAAGUUUUGAUCAAAUCAAAACGGCUCUUCUAACAGGGGAUAGAGAAGCAAUUUACAGUAAUAAUUUAAUCCUUUUAGCUAAACUUUUUAUACACGAAUGCCGCUUUUUAAAAUUCACCCCAUUAUUUAACAUUUUUCUAAAGUAAGUAUUAUUUAAGGAAGUUCUGGCAUGCUGUAACAACAACAAAGCCCAUUGCACCAGUACAUUGAUGAGAUAACCAAAUAACUUAAAUUCAUCUGGUGAUAUUUUUUUUAAUUACUAAGCCUGUUUUUGGUAUUUUUUUUUCAUCUCUUUAUUUUGUUGUUCCAUAACUCAGUUUUCUGUUAAACUGUAUAUAUUUGAAUGUGAAAUAUGUUAUCUUGUAUUUUUGAAUUUAAUAAAAACAAACUUCUGGAACCUGAAACAUCCUGGUCCUGACCUCCUGCAGCUCCAGGCCCUCAUGUGAUGGAGGAGGAACUCCAUCAAACCGGAAGCAGCUGUCGGAGCACGCCUACAUCUCCCAGAAUGCCCCUCGGCACAGAGCUGCUGCAGCUCCACGUGAGGUUUAAAACACGGAGGAGGAGGCGGGAAAGUGUGUCACUGGGGCACGAGGCUCUCCCGGCGGUCACAUGUUCCCGUUCCCUGCCGCGUGCGGCUCGGUUCAUCGGGAUGUGCGCGCGGUUCGAAGCGCGUGCAGACGCGACGCGGCGGUAGAAGCGGAACCUGUCUGUCCGCCUCUUCUUUCCCGUUCAUUCUCGGUGUGAACCGGACCCAGCGGAACCGCUGCCGCAUUUGAACAGUCCGUGUUGUAGUCCAGCUGUGGUGAUGACCUCUGCCAUGGACACAAACAACAACAACUCAGGAGGUGUCAUCUCCUAUGGGGGCUCAUGUGGAGGGUCUCCGUCCAGAACCAGUCCAGUCUCCAUGUACAGUGAGAACUCUAACUCCCAGCCCUGCUUCAGCUCCUCCUCCUCAGUGCUCAGCAGCUCAGGCUCUGCAGGAGACGACGCCUCCUCCUCCUCCUCAGCAGGAGGUUCUCCUCGAGGCCGGGACGAUGGAGGAGGAUCUCAGAGAACUCCACCCAGUAAAUCUGUGUCCAGUCUGAACAAGCUGGGUGGGGUGCUGCUGCUCUGUAAGGUCUGUGGGGACGUGGCCUCAGGUUUCCAUUAUGGAGUCCACGCCUGUGAAGGCUGCAAGGGCUUCUUCCGCCGCAGCAUCCAGCAGAAGAUGAAGUACAGGAAGUGUGUGAGGAGCGAGAGCUGCUGCAUCGUCAGGAUGAACAGGAACCGCUGCCAGCAGUGUCGCUACAGGAAGUGCCUGUCUGUAGGCAUGAGCCGCGACGCGGUCCGUUUUGGUCGUAUCCCCAAGCUGGAGAAGGUGAGGAUUCUGGCGGAGCUGCAGAUGAACAACGUGGUCAACGACCAGCUGCACAACCACUUCCAGCUCGCCAGCAUCUCCUCUUCCUCCUCCUCCUCUUCCUCCCCCGCACCUCAGACAACUUCCACCUGUCCUCCUGAGCCACCUGCCUCUCCCUCCCCUCUUCUUCCCCCCUCAGAGCAAAGCCCCGCCCACUCUUCCUUCUCCCCGCCCCCCAGCCCAGGGAUGGACAGCACCAUUAACGCCGUUGCACGCGCGCACCGCGAAACCUUCCUGUAUGCAAACGACAAGCUGACCAAUCCCCGCGCUCCACAUCAGAACAAUAACCACGCCCUCAACAAGGAGGCGGAGCUUUGGUUUAAUCACUGCCCUGGGGGUUUCCAUUCCAGCUGCCACARCAAUCACAACCACUCGGACCCCAACCUCGCUAAUAAUCACCACAACAACGGGAGGUGGAGCCUGAAGAACUGUAAUCUGAUUGGAGGAGAGCGAGCCAUGCAUCAUGUGACUCAGARGCAGAGAUGUCCGUCAGGAAUCGUUCUGGCUUGUCCAAUGAACAUGCAGCCUCAUGCAGACCCCUCAAAGACCCCCCAGGAGGUCUGGGAGGACUUCUCUCUGUCUUUCACUCCUGCGGUGAAGGAGGUGGUGGAGUUUGCUAAACAGAUCCCAGGAUUCAGCGCCCUGUCUCAGAGCGACCAGGUGACCCUGCUGAAGGCCGGCACCUUCGAGGUUCUGAUGGUGCGCUUCUCGUCACUGUUCGGCGUGAAGGAGCAGACGGUGACGUUUGUCUCGGGCGCCACCUACGCCCUGCCGGAGCUGCAGGAGAUGGGGAUGAAGGAGCUCCUGGCAGCCAUGUUUGACUUCAGCCGAAAACUGGCGUCACUGGAGCUGAGCGCCGAGGAGCUGGGUCUGUUCACCGCCGUGGUUCUGGUCUCUGCAGACCGCUCCGGGAUCGAGAACGUGGCGUCGGUGGAGCAGCUGCAGGAGGACCUGAUCAGAGCGCUGCGCGGUCUGAUCAACAAGUCCACCGUCGCACCUGACAACCAGCACCACAACGUGGACUCGCCACGCUUCACCAAACUGCUGCUGAGGCUGCCUGACCUGCGCACGCUCAACAACAUGCACUCUGAAAAGCUGCUGUCCUUCCGCAUCGACGCCUGAUGACCUCACACGUGACAUCAUCUCCUGAUGACCUCACACGUGACAUCAUCUCCUGAUGACCUCACACGUGACAUCAUCUCCUGAUGACCUCACACGUGACAUCAUCACCACACUUCCUGUCCUCAGAUCAAACUGAGGAGACAACAAUGACGUCAUUCAGCAGAACUCACCUCCAAAGGUUGUGACUGAGUUCCACUUCCUGUGGAGAUCUUCACAAUAAAAGUCCAGGAAAGCAGCAGCUACAUCCUGUUUGUUGAAGUUAAAGUGACUGAACUCAGAGAAAAAGGAGACAAAUUUAGAUWAAAAUGUCUGAAAAUCAGAAUCAAACCCAGGAGGUUCUGUUUGGAGCUCCGUGAGUUCUGCAGGGCCGACCGGGUUUCUCUCGGCACCAAGUGCUUCAGGAGGAGGAUGAAGAACUUCCACAGACCUGAGGGUCUGGACUCUUUAAAGACAGCAAAAUCCUCCUCUUCCUCUCAGCCAGAGGCAGGAAGCAGCUGUGACUGACAGCUGUGAGGGACCAAUGAGCUGUAGGAGGAGGCGGGACCAAGCAGCCAUGUUUGAAUAAAAAACCUGUAAAUAAUCAAAACUCAUCCAGUUUCACUUGAAACAUUAAAACUGAUCUGUUUUUAUGAAAAUACUGUUUGUAAAUAUGAGCCUGGAACGUGUUUCUGCUCCAGAAAACUGAAAUAUAAGUUUAUUGUUGGCGUUCUGCUAUAAAACCACUUCUAACAAAUAAACAGGUGUGAUUUUAAAUUU